UUUUUAUCGUUAUUCUAUAUUCUACAGAUAAACACACACCUCAUUUCAUUCAUCCUCUGAAAUUGAAACAAUAACGAGCACAGAUUUCAUGGAGAAUUCUCCUCCUUCACGUUGAAACUCAUCAUCUCCCUCCUUCAAAUCAAUCUCUCAACAUUUGGUUACGGCUAAGGUAAUUUGCGAUUGAUAUACGUGGUGAAGAUGCCGACGACGAGUCAUGCAGGUUCUUCUUCUUCUUCUCGAAGAAGCCGAAGCAUGGCGUUAACAUCUUCGUCCUCGCAUAAGAAAACGCUUCCUCCAAACGGACUACCCGAUCAUCAUCGUAGAUCUUUUAGCUCUGCUCGUUUCAUGGGAUUAACAGGCGAGCGUACAGUGAAGCGUUUACGUCUCUCAAAGGCAAUAACCGCACCUGAAACCACAAGCAUUUACGAAGCAUGCAGACGAAUGGCUGCUAAAAAAGUUGACGCUCUUUUGGUAACGGAUUCAAGAUCUUUACUUUGUGGGAUACUGACAGACAAGGACAUUGCAACAAAAGUUAUUGCUCGUGAACUUGAUUUCGAGAGCACACCCGUGUCAAAAGUAAUGACAAGAAACCCGGUUUUUGUACUCGCUGAUACUCUUGCAGUCGAAGCCCUUCAAAAGAUGGUCCAAGGAAAAUUUAGACAUUUGCCGGUUGUAGAACAUGGACAAGUUAUUGCUUUACUCGACAUAGAAAAAUGUUUAUACGAUGCAAUCGCGCGUAUGGAACGAGCUGCUGAAAAAGGGAAAGCCAUUGCAGCUGCCGUUGAGGGUGUUGAAAGGCAUUGGGGAUCUUCUGUUUCAGGCUCCAACACGUUUGUGGAAUCACUUCGCGAGAGGAUGUUUAGGCCAUCGUUAUCCACCAUACUCUCCGAGAAUCCAAAGGUUGUCACAGUUUCGCCAUUGGACACAGUGGUAGCCGCAACAAAAAAGAUGCUCGAGGGUCACACGAGCUCUGCUGUCGCAACUGUUGAUAAUAAGCCCGUUGGCAUUUUAACAUCAAAUGAUAUCUUAAUGAGAGUGAUAGCACAAGAUCUUCGCCCUGAAUUGAUCUUAGUUGAGAAGGUGAUGACUCAAAAUCCAGAAUGUGCUACACUUGAUACACCUAUCCUCAAUGCCCUGCAUAAUAUGCAUGAUGGAAAGUAUUUACAUCUUCCGGUUGUUGAUAAAGAGGGAGCUAUUGUUGCCAUUGUUGAUGUUCUUCACAUAACUCAUGCCGCAGUAACCACGGUGGGAAAUACAGCUGGUAUAGAUAACGAAGCCGCAAGUUCAAUGAUGCAGAAAUUUUGGGAUUCGGCAAUGGCAACAAGUCCUGUAGCCGAAGAUGAUGAUACGAGGAGUGAAAAUUCCUUCAGAUUCAUUAACGACGCAGAAACAAUAAAAUCGCUUCCUUAUCCUUCGUCAUCACUACCUUAUACAUUCCCUUUCAAAAUCCAAGAUAAAAAGGGCCUGAUGCAUAGAUUUAUUUGCGAUACUCGAAGUUUGGCAGAUCUUAUAACCGCAAUACUUCAAAGAGUAGGAGGUGAAAUCAACCGCAAAAACCUCCCACAGAUUCUGUAUGAAGACGAAGACCAUGACAACGUUGUAAUUGCGACAGACAGUGAUCUUUCUGCAGCUGUCGAGUACGCAAGAUUAUCUGGGUGGAAGGGCUUAAAGUUGCAUCUAGAUUAUUCUGGAGUACCUAAACGCCGAAAAGGGUCAUCAACUGGAUCAGGUGGUCUGGACUACGGUCAAAGAGACGCGUGGACCACUGCAUACAGCACGGUUGCAGCCGGGGCCGCAUUAGUAGCCGGUUUAGGCAUGGUAGCUUUCUUGAGAAGGGGUGGUGGUAAUUGAAAACAUUAUUUGGAUGUAAAGAUAUAGUUUUGUGAAUGUAAAAAAAUAUAUUUAUGGUUUCAUUUUUCAAUACUUUUGGAUUUUAUGAUU
This is a messenger RNA of Helianthus annuus (common sunflower), 1941 nucleotides long. Its product is annotated as CBS domain-containing protein CBSCBSPB1-like. The transcript has 15 exons. NCBI's taxonomy places the organism in Eukaryota, Viridiplantae, Streptophyta, Magnoliopsida, Asterales, Asteraceae. Gene Ontology annotation, molecular function: protein binding. The record is from RefSeq and is a predicted model, not a curated record. The coding region runs from base 199 to 1851 and encodes 550 amino acids.